Molecule: messenger RNA, 1090 nt
Organism: Salvia hispanica
Lineage: Eukaryota; Viridiplantae; Streptophyta; Magnoliopsida; Lamiales; Lamiaceae
Source: RefSeq, a predicted model, not a curated record
ACAUAAAAUUGCAGCAAAAAUUAAAUAGUAAAAACAGCAGCAAAAUAAAGAUCGACGACGACGGAAAGAAGGCGAUACCGCGCCCUAAAAUGUCGGAAUCGCCCAACUCCGGCGACUCAGCUGGCGCCCCUACCAAUUCCAAACCCAAAAUACCAAACACGGACGAUGGCAGUGGCGCCAACAAGGGAAGAUCCUGCAAAGGCUGCCUCUAUUAUUCUUCUCAAUUUAAAUCCGACUCCAGGAAUCCUCUCUGCCUUGGCCUCUCCCGUUCCCUCCCUAAUGCUCCUCGGUAUAUUGUUGGGACAUCUGAGAUGGAAGCAUCUAAAGAUGGUAUGAUCCUCAGGGAUUUUAAAUACGGCUGCGUUGGUUAUUCUAUUUACGCCGACCAAAAGAACCGAGCAUCUGAUCCACAGCAGUCUGAACCGGAAUUGCCAGUCUGUAUGGGAAUUGAGGUACUGGUGGAUAGGAAAAUCAAAGAAUCUUUGGCUGAUGGAAACAAAUCACCAGUACCACAGCAUCGGUUGCCUCAACCAGCUAAUGUUAGUCGCGAUGAGUUUCUAAGCAGGUUUACUCGAAAUGCAAACCUGAUUGCAAAUGGGGUAGCAAAGAACAUCCGUAGAGUAGGGAACCAGAUAAAACAAAGCAUCGAUGAUAUUAUGUACCCCUACAGAAAAAGACCAAAGUAAGCGGAGAUGUCCGUCCAUACAGUCUGGGAAAAUGAAAUGGGAGCAGGAACAACGCCUCGAGCAAUAACGUACACCUGCUGUCUCUGUUCACCCCGUUCAGAUUCCUUUGAGGGCAAGAGACGAUAUCUGCACGACUUCCAGUCAUAUACUCCAGUUUGCUACUUAUCUGUUGCUAUGUUCAAUCUGAGUAUUGGAGUAGCUAUUUGUAGGGUGCGUUUUUAAAAUCUAUUUUGGCACUCGAAAUUAGUCUAUAAUUCUUACAAUAAAAUCAACUGCAGAAUAUGUUAAAUUAGCAUUUGUGAUAUAUGAAGCGUGCUUCAUUGCACAAGGCUCUCUAAGGUAGUGGGUUUAAGCCUCAAGAAGGUGAUAUCUAAAUAAAGUCUAAUGAUAUCUAAAUUUUCCUA